UCUCUUCCUAAGAUUCUGUCUGUUUACUCAAAUCAACAUCCUUUUAGUUUUUUAUUUUUGUUCCCGUUACAAUAAACGCAGAAAAAACCCCAAACCCUUGCACGAACUCAAAAAACGGCUUUUUCUUUUUUAUAAACAGAAUCACUGGAAAAUCAUUUCUUCCAAUCCUACUUCUCUCUGUGGAGAAACUCCAAUGGAAUCUCUUUCAAGUUCAGUAUUCAUCUCUAAUCUACCUGAGUCAUACCCUUUUCUCAACACCCACUUACCUUCUUCAUCUUCUUCUUGUUUGAUCAACGCGCCAACUAAACGAAUUGCGUCUCUCAAAUUCAAGUCUGAAACCUCUCACUUUCAUGGGUUUCGUCUCCAUGCUUUACCUGGCGAGGUUCCGGACAAAAUUGAUGACCAGCCGCAGCCCCUUACCCUCAAUAAUGGGUUUGGCUUAGUUUCUGAAGAUAGUCUCUCUGCAUCUCAGGGUGAUCCAAAUCACAAUAAAAAUGGCGAAAAGGAUGUAGAUAAAUUAAUAAAGGUUGAAACCCCUGUCACCAUUCCAUAUGGGAGUGGAGCAAGUGGGGGUACAAGAGCUGGGCUUUUCAGAACCCCAAUAUCUGGUGGAGUGCAGAGUGCAACUUCAGCGCAUGGGUUACCUCGCCCAGCCUUAGCAGUUCGUAAUCUGAUGGAACAAGCCAGAUUUGCUCAUUUAUGCACUUUAAUGUCUCGGAUGCACCACCGACGAGAAGGGUAUCCCUUUGGCUCUCUGGUAGAUUUUGCACCUGAUUCAAUGGGUCACCCAAUAUUUUCAUUUUCGCCAUUAGCUAUCCAUACGCGGAAUUUAUUAGCAGAGCCCAGAUGCACCCUUGUCGUGCAGAUACCUGGAUGGAGUAGCUUAUCAAAUGCAAGGGUAACAAUAUUUGGUGAUGUCUACCCGCUUCCUGAACAUCAACAGGAAUGGGCUCAUAAACAGUUCAUUGCAAAACAUCAACAAGGGCCAUCUCAACAGUGGGGAAAUUUCUACUACUUCAGGAUGCAGAACAUAAGUGAUAUAUAUUUCAUUGGAGGAUUUGGCACUGUUGCAUGGGUCAAUGUCAAGGAAUAUGAGGCGCUUAAACCGGAUAAGAUUGCUGUUGACGGAGGUGAACAAAAUCUGAAGGAACUCAACGCAACCUUUUCAAAGCCCCUCAAAGAGCUGUUAUCAUCUGAAGCUGAGGUCGAUGAUGCAGCUCUUAUAUCAAUAGACAGCAAGGGAAUUGACAUUAGGGUCCGUCAAGGUGCACAGUUCAACAUACAGAGGUUAUCAUUUGAAGAAGGGCAGGCUGUUGAAACAUUGGAAGAAGCCAAAGCUGCUCUGUGGAAAGUAAUAAAGAAAGGCCAAGUGCACAAUCUGAAGCGAUAGAAGUUGUGCAUUUUUGGCCUUUCUAGCCAAUUCGAUGCAAAUCUCAGCCAUCACUGAAUGUAAUAAUAUAUAGCAAGUUGUUAUUAAUUUCUUUUAGAUGUAAAUUCUAACAAGGAUUGUACCCCAAAAUUUUGUUCCAACGUUACUUUUUGUUGCAACACAAGUUGGAAUAUAACUUGGAACUCGACGCAAAGCCACAAUUUUCCAUGCGGAAUUUUCAGAUGAGCCUAGCGGUUUGUGAUUUGAGUCAAUUAAGAUGUGAAGUUCCAAAGUGAAGGCUUCGGAUUCCUAAGAAGGGAGGGAUGGGGGGAAAGUCUAUUUACCAUAUUUCAAAUGGGAAAAGAAAUACAAAGAAAAUGGAAUGGGUGACGGAAAGGAUAAGCUGAAUCUUUUCCUGUCGUUUUGUGAGCCUUUGCAUCUGCUAGUUUCAAAUCCUU
Molecule: messenger RNA, 1827 nt
Organism: Durio zibethinus
Lineage: Eukaryota; Viridiplantae; Streptophyta; Magnoliopsida; Malvales; Malvaceae
Product: non-canonical heme oxygenase HOZ, chloroplastic-like
Source: RefSeq, a predicted model, not a curated record